This is a messenger RNA of Helianthus annuus (common sunflower), 752 nucleotides long. RefSeq names its product LOB domain-containing protein 12. Bases 113 to 628 code for a protein of 171 amino acids. The transcript has 2 exons. NCBI's taxonomy places the organism in Eukaryota, Viridiplantae, Streptophyta, Magnoliopsida, Asterales, Asteraceae. The record is from RefSeq and is a predicted model, not a curated record.
UCCAAACUACACUUUUUUUAUACAUUUGGUAUUCUUUCUUUUUCAUCUUCACCUUGCAGCCUGAGUUUCAAAGUUAAUUGAUUUAAUUCCCAGAGGUUAAUUUGCCAAACAAAUGGGAUCAGGAAGUUCACCAUGUGCCUCUUGCAAAUUGUUGAGGCGUCGUUGCGCGAAAGACUGCAUCUUUGCUCCUUAUUUCCCUCCUGAUGAUCCUCAUAAGUUUGCCAUUGUUCACAAAGUCUUUGGUGCUAGCAAUGUUAGCAAGAUGUUGCAGGAGCUCCCGGUUCACCAGAGAGCAGAUGCAGUUAGCAGUCUGGUGUAUGAAGCGAACGCAAGAAUGCGAGAUCCAGUUUACGGAUGUGUUGGCGCGAUUUCUUACUUACAAAACCAAGUCUCUCAGUUACAAAUGCAGCUUGCAGUGGCUCAAGCUGAGAUCUUAUGCAUGAUGCAGCCGGAGCCUGAGCUGCCUGUAAUUCAUCCAUCAAUGGUGGAUUGCGACACGAAAUCUAUGCUGUUAUCAGGCAAUAAUACUGGCGAUUUUGGUGGCCAGAUGCCACAGUUCUUGAGCUACACUUCUUCUAACAAUAAUGUAAUCCAGGAUCCUCUAAAAAGAGAGUCUCUUUGGACAUAAAUCUUGUGUUUCAGUUCCCACUUGUACUUGUGUUAGGUCUCAGUUAAUUUCUAGCUAGUUUUAUAUGAAUUUCGGUUUUCACCAACUGCUUUUGUUUAUUAAUAUAUUGCUUUUGGUGCUUUAA